GCCGUCGUCAAGUCUCAACGUUCGAAAAAAAGGGAACUUUGCGUGCAAAUCCGCUACUAAAACCCCCUUCCCCCACACAUCUCAUUUGCAUCAAAUCCACACUCAAAACCCCAGAUCUCUCUCAAGAUUAGAAGAAGAGAGAAGAGUAGAAAACGAAUCGAUUAUUUCUGUUUCUUCUUCUUCUUCUAAUUCUUUUGGUUUUAAAUCAAUCUUGUUCUUGUUCUUCUUUCGAUUCGGUAUUCGAUUUGAAAAAAAAAGGAGAGGAAUUAGUACAAUAAUAUGGCGACGAUGAACAAUCAAGAUAGCAACAACAACAACAACAACAGACAAGUGACUGCUGGUCCACCCAUGAAUGCCUCGAAGCAGCCUCUUCCAACGCCUAAGACCGUCGAUACCCAAUCUGUCCUCAAAAGAUUACAGACUGAACUGAUGGCCCUAAUGAUGAGUGGCGAUUCUGGGAUAUCUGCGUUUCCUGAGGAAGACAACAUCUUUUGUUGGAAAGGAACGAUUUCAGGUAGCAAAGAUACCGUGUUUGAAGGAACCGAAUACAAGCUUUCGCUUUCCUUCCCAAAUGAUUACCCAUUUAAGCCUCCAAAGGUGAAAUUCGAGACUGGUUGCUUUCAUCCUAACGUCGAUGUUUUUGGAAACAUAUGUUUGGAUAUUCUUCAGGAUAAAUGGUCAUCUGCUUAUGAUGUGAGAACUAUUCUGAUUUCUAUCCAGAGUCUCCUUGGAGAACCCAACACAAGUUCACCUCUGAACACCCAAGCAGCAGCACUUUGGGGUAAUCAAGAAGAAUACAGGAAAAUGGUCGAGAAGCUGUAUAAGCCGGUUGCAUAGAUGAAUAAUGCUUUGCGUUUGGGAUCAUGUAAAACAACGUUGUUGCAGAACGAAAGAAUUUUUCAUUUAAUUUACUUUCUGUUACAUACCUUGAGAAUCCUGUUAUUCUUUUGACAUAAGAAAUGUGUUGCUGUUCUCCCCGCGC
Messenger RNA from Cynara cardunculus var. scolymus (artichoke), 982 nucleotides. RefSeq names its product ubiquitin-conjugating enzyme E2 20-like. Lineage: Eukaryota; Viridiplantae; Streptophyta; Magnoliopsida; Asterales; Asteraceae. The coding region runs from base 280 to 837 and encodes 185 amino acids. The transcript has 6 exons. The record is from RefSeq and is a predicted model, not a curated record.